AUGGGCUUAGGCACUCCCUUCCUUAUUGUUGGUUCUAUGGCUACAUCAACAUCAUUAAUCUUGCUAAACAAAUACGUCAUGCAAAAUUAUGGCUUCAGAUGGCCAAUCUCUUUGUCCACAUUUCAUUUCUUAUGCACUUGGGGUGUUCUUGAAUUGCUUUGCUCGCUUAAGUUUUUUGAACGUGCCACUAGCAUGCCUCUUAAAAUGAGACUUACUUGCGCUUUCGAAAGUGUUGCCGGAAUUAUUUUUGCAAACUUUUCUUUGAAAUUGAACUCGGUCGGCUUUUACCAACUCACCAAACUUCUUUGCAUUCCAGCAAUGGUCGCUACAAACUACUUUGUUUACAACAAAAAGACACCAUUUAGAACUCUUUGCACUUUAGCAGUUUUACUUGUUGGAGUCGGACUUUUCACCGUCAAUGAAGUAAGUGUCAACCUCCCAGGUACCAUCGUUUCCAUGAUUUACGUAUUUUUCAAUGUUGUUUUCCAAAUCCAAACAAACGUUAUUUCUAACACAUACCACAUUAGUGGCCCAUCAUACCAACUUGCUAACUCACUUCCAAUGACAAUUAUCAGCUUUUUCUGCGCAAUAUUCUACGAAGUCCCAGGAAGCAACUCAAUUUUAAUGCAUCCAUUUAAACCAAUGGAACUCUUCUGGAUUUUCAUGACAGGCAUGAUCGCAGUUUGGGCAAACGUCUUCGGAAUUUCUAUUAUCGGAAAAGCCUCUGCAGUUACAUUCCAAGUCGUUGGCCAUGCAAAGACAAUCCUUAUUUUCGUCUUUGGACUCAUUUUCCUUGACUCAAAUGUUGAAGAAACAAACGAACAAAGAAUUAAGAAGAUUGGCGGUUUAGUUUUAGGUAUGAUUGGUACAAUUGCAUAUUCAGUAUUCGAAAUGCAGGAUAAGGCUGCUGCAAAGAGAGCUGAUGAAGAAAAAUUAGCAAAUGAAAAGGCAAUUCCACUAAUUAACACUGAUGAAGAAUUCAAAGAAGCUGAGGAAGAGGAAGAAAAAAAGGGAAAGCUCAAUGAAGAGAAUAAAUAA
Trichomonas vaginalis G3 is the source of this 1038-nucleotide messenger RNA. RefSeq names its product carbohydrate transport. Gene Ontology annotation, cellular component: Golgi apparatus. Gene Ontology annotation, molecular function: antiporter activity; nucleotide-sugar transmembrane transporter activity. Lineage: Eukaryota; Parabasalia; Trichomonadida; Trichomonadidae. The transcript has a single exon. The record is from RefSeq and is a predicted model, not a curated record. The coding region runs from base 1 to 1038 and encodes 345 amino acids.